This is a messenger RNA of Acanthopagrus latus (yellowfin seabream), 6618 nucleotides long. It is a transcript of the gene ppp1r37, whose product is annotated as protein phosphatase 1, regulatory subunit 37. Bases 1068 to 4625 code for a protein of 1185 amino acids. Gene Ontology annotation, molecular function: protein binding. Lineage: Eukaryota; Metazoa; Chordata; Actinopteri; Spariformes; Sparidae. The record is from RefSeq and is a predicted model, not a curated record. The transcript is spliced from 13 exons.
GGCACCGACGUGCUGACGUAGGACGUGUGAACAACAAACAGUUGUUGGACUUCAAUAAGCUAGCGAAUGGUAACGCCAGACAAAAACAGCUCCAGCGUACUUCUCCGGGACAGGAAGACACCAGCGAUACCUGUGCGAUCGGGACACUUUUAUGAUCCUGUCAUUAUUGGCACAAUCUGUACCGGCAGGUGUAGCUUCGUUCCGGCUCCCUGCGCUAACGUUAGCCCCUGAAACAUGCUCAUUGCUCGGAGUGUGACGCCUGUUUUUUUUCUGGCUGCCGCUGGUCGAGGGUUGUGAUGUGAGCUGACUUGCACCGCGACAGAGGGUGAGACGGGAGCUACAGCCGGAAAAUAUUUGUCUUAACACAGGAGAAUGGACUUUGUCGGGGCUAAACGGACGGGCUCACGCGAAGAAGCAGGCAUGCGACCGUUGACGGGCCUGGACGUCAUUGUCGGGCAACAACUUUAGCAAGCUAGCUAACAUUAGCUCGAUUAAAUUCAUGCAAAUGAAUCGGUUUAGUGUCGGGCAGUAAGCUCACUUUGCUAGCGUAAUGGAGGCACCCUGAGUGACUUAUUCGUUUCAAUUGACUGUCCUGGUGCUCAUUAAUAUUGCUGGCAAUGUGCUGACGACCAGUAAGCCUUUCGUUGGUUCCCAUUUGCAGCAGUAGGACACGGUUGGCCGAAAUUGUUAAGUGGUGGUUGGCUGUCUGGGUGAUAGCUGAGCAAAGUUGCCCAGUUUGGCAUAUAAAUAAUUACUGCAACAGUAUCUGUUUCACACAGGUAUCGCACAUUUCUCGUACUGAUAAGUGUGUGAAAUUGCACUUUAAUUGGCGCCAAAGUCACCUGUGAUUUGUGGUUUGAAAAGUAUCAUUUAAAUCAAAUUCAGUAAAAAUACUGGUGUUGUAUUCUGAUUGCACUUGAAUACACGACCAGGAUAGGUGCACGUCUGUAUCUUAUUGUGAGGACAAAGACAGGCUUAUCCAUGUCAGUUGGCACCUAGUUACUGUUUAACUUAAUAUCUAGGCUGUCUGGCACAGUUAAAGACUGAGUUUCACUGGAAAUGAAAACAUGAAUAUCGAGGAGCAGUGUCUAGAUUUGUGCAAUGUCAAGACCAAAAGCAAUGUCGACGUCGAUCACAACACUACCAACAACACAGAAGGGGUCACCCCCCGGAUCUCUGAACUGAUGACGGACAGUGACACGGAAAAACAAAACAUUGUUCCAACAGAGGCCUCCGAGACAUACCUGAUGCCUCAGCUUACUGACAACCUUCAGCCGGCUGAGGAGGAUAACCACCAGGCACAAAACACACUGGAAAUUGAUGAGGUCAAUGGAAAUAGAAAGAGCAGCACCCAAGACACCCCUGCGGGAGUGAACCCCACUGACUUGAUCUUUUCUAAUGAAGAGCAGCACAGGGACAAUAUUGGGGUGGAGGAAAUGAAGGAAGAGAAGGACGCCGAACCUGCAAAGCUUGUUGUGGGAGAAGGGGACGAUGGUGGGGACAUGGACAUAGGUGUGGAUCUGAGUCUCGACGAGAGUGGGGUUUUGGAGGCUGAAUCGACAAAUGCCAGAUCGCUCAUAGACAAUACUUUAGACUCGGAGUCUCAGGAUGUCCUAGCUGGCAGCAUGACAGAGAGCCCGUCAGAUGCAGGCCAGACAUGCAUCACAGAGGCUCCUGCCACAGACCAGGCUGGACUGUACCCUUCGGUAGAGGAGGUGGACGAUAAACACAAACCAGGUGGCAAAAGGGUGACGUUUCCCUCAGAUGAGGAUAUUGUCUCCGGAGCAGUGGAGCCCAAAGACCCCUGGAGACAUGCUCAAAAUGUGACGGUGGAGGAGAUCCUCUCUUCCUACAAACAGGCCUGUCAGAAACUCAACUGUAAACCCAUUCCCAAAGUGCUCAAACAGAUACAGGAACUGAAAGACCUGACACAGCGAAAUGAAUGCUUAGAUCUAAAAGGUGAGAAGCUGGACUACAAAGCAUGUGAGUCUCUGGAAGAGGUUUUGAAAAGGGUCCAGUUCAAAGUGAUAGACCUGGAGCAGACAAACCUGGAUGAAGAUGGUGCAUCAGCUCUGUUUGACAUGAUCGAGUAUUACGAGUCAGCCACGCAUCUUAACAUCUCCUUCAAUAAGCACAUUGGCACACGAGGAUGGCAGGCCGCCGCUCAUAUGAUGAGAAAGACGAGCUCUCUGCAGUACCUCGAUGCACGUAACACUCCCUUGCUGGACCAUUCGGCUCCCUUUGUAGCUCGAGCGCUAAGGAUCAGUGGCAGCCUGGCAGUCCUCCACCUGGAAAACGCUGGCUUGUCUGGCAGGCCGCUCAUGUUACUGGCCACAGCUCUGAAGAUGAAUAUGAACCUGCGGGAGUUGUACCUGGCAGACAACAAACUCAAUGGCCUCCAGGACUCAGCCCAACUUGGGAACUUGCUAAAGUUCAACUACAACAUUCAGAUCCUGGACCUGCGCAACAACCACAUCCUCGACUCUGGUCUGGCCUACGUGUGCGAAGGACUAAAAGAGCAGAGGAAAGGCCUCGUCACUUUGGUGCUAUGGAACAACCAGCUCACACACAAUGGCAUGGGCUACCUCGCUGCUGCACUGCCAUGCACCCAGAGUCUGGAGACUCUGAACCUCGGCCAUAACUCGGUGGGUAACGAAGGGGUCCACAAGCUGAAAGACGGACUGAUUGCCAACCGCUCUGUGCUGAGACUGGGCCUCGCUUCCACCAAACUGUCCUGCGAAGGAGCUGUGGCGGUGGCUGAAUUCAUCGCAGAAAGCCCCAGACUGCUGCGUCUCGACCUGAGAGAGAAUGAGAUCAAGACAGGCGGAUUGAUGGCGCUGUCACUCGCCCUUAAAGUCAACACGUCUCUGCUGCGUCUCGACCUCGACCGGGAGCCCAAGAAAGAAACUGUAAAGAGCUUCAUUGAGACCCAGCGUGCACUUCUGGCUGAGAUCCAGAAUGGCUGCAAGAGGAACUUCAUCCUGGCAAAGGAGAAGGAGGAAACAGAGCAGAAGAUGAGGCAGUCGGCAUCCAUGGCUGAAAUCGCCACAGAGGAUGGAACCACAGAAGAAGAGGAGCAGCCAGCAGCGGAUGAGAGUGGAGGCACAGAGGGGAAAGCAGGCAAAACAACAGGAAAAGAAGAACAGCCAAGCAGCCAGGCAGGAGCGAGCGCUGAGACAGUUGUUCCGAAAAUGACCCUGGAGUCAGAUUCAGACACUGAGGAUGAAGAGGAGGAGGUGGUGACAAAGUCCACUUCUUCCACUCGCUUAAACCAGCCUGCUCCUCAAACCCAGAACCAUCCCCUCAGUGCCUCACAUACGUCCUCGUCCACCUCGGCCUCACCUAACGGCAGGCUGAGUGUCAUUUCCAGCAUCACCGUCACGGAAUCCACAGCUCCUCCAGGCACCCCUCCAUCCCCUGGUCGCUGUAUAUCUGUCUCCAGUCCAGGGAGGGGUCAUAAGAUCUUCAUGGUAACGCGGGUGGAGAGCCCGCCUGAGCAGCAGCUGUUACAACUCCAGCUGAGCAAACCUCCAGCUUCCAGCCAGGUUACAGAGGCAUCAAAGAAGCCUGCAGAUGCGAACACACCCAUGACACAGCAGACGCCGCCGCCCUCAUCCCAAACACAACUGACACAGGAGGAGGUGAAGGAGAGCUUGCACGCUCCGUCAACAGACUGUAAACUGAUGGAGCAGAGUACUGUAGCGCCAAAUACAACUCUAGGGCCACAGUCUGCCAGCCAACCCACAGAGGAUGAGACUGCUAGCACUUUAGACCCAGAAGUGACGGACCCAAGUCAACAAGCACCAGCCCUGCCUUCAGAGUCCUCAUCAGUGCAGCUCACUGAGGAGGCAACAGAGAGCACUGAGAGCCCCCAGCAUGAGCCCACUUGUGUAGAAGGAAAGAAGGAAGAAGAUGACGAAGUUUUUAGAGAGGUUGAGGGACAGAUGAUCCCCCCUGAUAGCACAGAAGGAGAGUGUAAACAGUUGGACGAACUGAGUCACACUCAGAUUAGUAUCCCCGUGGGAGAAACGCAGCAGCAGCAGCCGUUAACAACAGCUCUCGGACAGCUACAGAAUGAGCUAGAAUCUGCAUCAGAGGAGAAACAGUCACAGAAACAAACAAAGGAAGAAGAAGAAAAAGAAGAGGAGGGGGCACUGGAGGAAGAAAAUAAAAAACCCAGUUUGACAGAGAACGAGUAUAGCCAGCCAAGCCAAGAGGAACCAUGUCAAACUGAGGCAGAUGAACAGGGAGCAGAGUGUGUUCUCUCUGUCCAGACUGAUCAACAAGCACCAUCUGUCACUCGAGGUGGAGCUCAGGAGUCCAGUCCUCCAGCAGAGGAAGCCUCAAAGAGUCCCGAACCUGCCUCGGCUGAAGUGGAGGAUUCACCCGACGAGAGCUCUGCAGAUGAGGGCGAGUGUUUCGCCGAGGCUCCGGAAGAGGAGGAGGAGGUCAUCAGUUCAGCUCUGCCCAACGGCCUCAAACCUGAGUUCUCCCGCCAUCUUCUCGACACUGAAGGUCCCAAGCCCGGCAGCUGUGUGAUGGAGCACGUGAGUGUCAGCUGUGGACAAGACCUGGAGGAGCUGCUGCUAGAAGCCAGUUUGGAGACAGGAAGAGAAGCACCAUGAGGCUGAGGGGGACUGUGAGGACGGGUGAAAUCAGCACUCAGAUUGUUUGUCUGGCUCUAUUACGUGACUGGUAGCCCGACCAUGUUUUUGCCGUUUCUUUGACUUUACCACCAACACAACCUUUCCAUAAAGGACCGAGGACGUGGUGUUACAGUCAAAGCUUCACACAAGCAAAUUAUGGACAAAAUCAUCCUCUUGAGCUCGGCUGUGACAAUUAAGGAAUCCUCCACAUCCACACUACAUCAACCACUGACAUACACGACCUACAUAUGCACAUAAGAAGAAAUAAAAUCACCCUGUUAUCACUACAUUUUGUCAAACUGCAGUCUUUACAAACAAGUAGCCUCCUGCGAGUGAGGAAGAAGAGAGAUGGGGGACAUCGGAGGGAGGAUAAAACACUAACCAAAGACAGAACAAGGACCUUUCUCACAGCGCUACUUGCUCUCAUGUGUAGAAAUAACUAGCAAUUAAAGUUUAUGUCACAACACACACGCACACACAAAGACUUAACGGUGAUAAAGAUAAACGUGGGGUUGACGGCACAAGUCAGAGGACAAAAUAACGGUGACGGACCCUGCUGAGUGGACCUGCUGGCUUUAAGCAUUUGUUCUAGAGGUGGACGUAGGUCACUGUCAGAAGCUUUUAUAUCCGAGGAAGCUGAAGAUGUUAACGUUUCUGUUUAAAUGUCAACGUUUCAUGUCUGUGUCCCCCACUCUCCUGACCAUUCUCCCCCUGCGGUAAAUAAAAAAGAAACUCUAAGGGACCUCUGCCAAAGUGACCUCCCUCCCGUCUGUUUUCUCCUCCUCCGCUCACUUUGGCCCCUCAGGUAUCCCCCCUCCGGUCCUCAGAUAUGACGUGGAGGAGCUGCAACUGUUCGUCACAAAGUCAGUUAUUUGCUCCCCAGCACUUCUGCGAAUGUUGAAAAGCAAGACGUCUGCUUCGAUUGAGUUAUUCACAGUUAAAUGGGAAAAAUAUAUAUUUUGUCCUUUUUAUUUUCUGCAACUUCAGACACUAUUAUUGCUUUUGUUCAGUCAGUCCUUGUUGUGUUUAGCAGCUCCGUCUCUUUCCCCCUCCCUCCGUCUUACUCUUUUUCUGGUACUCUGUGCCAUCUCACCGCUCUGUUCACACUCAUCAUGAUUCAUGUUGCCUUCAAACUCACCACUUCGGACUCAGUCUUUUUGUUUGGCUGCUUUCAGAAAUCAUUUAUUUUGUAUUUAUUUUAUAGCUAUAAGAGCCUUUUCUGAUUCAUUUUUCCUUGUUUCUUCUUCAUUUUAUCUUUUCUUUUCCAAUUUGGGGUUGCUUUUAACGAUAAGCCCCAUUUUUUGAUGUAUAUUUCAGAUUCAAAUUAGAGCAAAUACGUAGUUUUUUCUCUUUUUUUUUUUUGAGGGGGUGAUCUGUGUUGGGAGAAAAGGGUAAAUAUGAUUGAAUGGUUGGACCGCGGUAGCAGUCGGGGUGUAGUAACGACAGGAAACACAAGGAUGCAGCAAACAGCAACAGUUUACAUCGAAGUCCUUGUUGCGUUAACGCCACAGACACAGACACACACAAGAGGGCGCCAGUGGCUGUGUUAUUUUUCCUCCAGUGGCAACAGAACUGGGCAGCAUCAUGUGCAACAGGCGCUGGUGUCUCUGUUCACAUCCAACUCCUGUCUUGCAUUUUCCAGAUCAAGUGGUAAAACUUUACAUGAAAUGUCAACGUGUUUGCUGUUCUACCCUGCUUUGAAUUCCUCCCUUAAGCAGACACAGGCAGGUGUGUUGUUCGUUUGUUUUUUUUUAAUUUUUUUUCUUUUCUUAUUAAAAAGGAGCUGAAUUCAACCCUCCUGCUCCUCUCCACCCAACAGAUAGUUUGCCCCCCCCCCACACACUGUUUGUUAUGCUUUAAUUUUUAGAAAUUUUUAAUAAUAAUUUGUUAACUUAAUUGAAAUGUGCUGGUAAUCACAAAGAUAUGUAUGGCAAAAUUUGUUCCUCUCAAAUAAAUGCAUGUAAUGACGAAU